Molecule: messenger RNA, 4250 nt
Organism: Coturnix japonica (Japanese quail)
Lineage: Eukaryota; Metazoa; Chordata; Aves; Galliformes; Phasianidae
Gene: EFCAB14
Product: EF-hand calcium binding domain 14
Molecular function (GO): calcium ion binding
Source: RefSeq, a predicted model, not a curated record
CCGGCAGCUGCUAUGGCGGGGGAGGCGGAACGGGACGAGGCUCCGCGGGGCCGGCGGGGGAGCAGCGGCGGCCCCACGCAGCGCCUGUAGCCGCGGAGGGGCCCCGCGGAGCUGGCGAGUCGGGGCACGGAGGCGGCGGGGGCCGCGGUGGCGGAAGGAGGAGGAGAAGGAGGAAACAGCGAGGGGCAGCCGCCGGCCGCUCCGCCGCCCCCCACGCCGCACAAGAGGAUGAAGAAGCGCAAGGAGCUGAACGCUCUCAUCGGCCUGGCGGCUGAUGGCCGUAGGAAGAAGCCCGCUAAGAAGGGCUCGGGACACCGGCUGCUGCGCACCGAGCCGCCCGCGUCCGACUCCGAGUCCAGCUCUGAGGAGGACGAGUUCGCGGUGGCCGGAGGACGGGGCCGAUGCGCCAAGGGGGACUACGUGCGCUGCUGCAAGUUCUGUUACCCGCUCUGUGCUUUUGUCAUCCUGGCCGCCUGCGUGGUGGCCUGUGUGGGCCUGGUGUGGAUGCAGGUGGCUCUCAAGGAGGAUCUGGAUCUGAUUAAGGAAAAGUUCCGAACAAUGGAGUCUAAUCAAAAGACAUCCUUCCAAGAAAUUCCCAAGCUGAACGAAGAUCUGGUGCAGCAGCAAAAGCAAGUAGAGCAAAUUGAGACCGGAGAACUGGGGCUGAGUAAAGUUUGGAUAAAUAUCACAGAGAUCAAUAAACAGAUAUCACUAUUGACCUCAACAGUAAAUCAUCUCAAAACCAACGUGAAGUCUGCUUCGGAUUUGAUUUCUCUUCCUGUCACAGUAGAGAAACUCCAGAAGACCGUAGCGACCAUAGGUAGCACUCUUACCAGUGUUUCUCAUGAUGUUGAAAACAUACAGACAGCUAUUGAAGAAUACAAGAAAUCCAUUGAAAUACUCCAGAAUGAUGUGAAGGAACUGAAACUAUCCACCACUCUGCCGAUGUCUGAGAAAAAUCAGACAGAAAACUGCAAACAGGAAAGCCAGGCGCUCCACGCAGCUUUGGAGGAGCUAAAUAAUACUAUAGUGACAAACCAGAAGUUGAAUGACAUCAAGCUUCUAAAUGUGGAUUCAGCCAUUGGUAACCUCAGCCGGAGGGUUAUGCUGUUGGAAAACACUUCUGUUGCUGUGAAUAAGCUGGACAAAAGGAACAACUUGUCUGCCAGUCCGGGGAAUGAUACAACUACCUCUCUAAAAGUGAAAAAUGAAGAUCAACCAGUUAAUGGAACACAUUCAAAUAAAGAACUAAAGGAAGCAGGAACCAGAGAUUCUCAGGAAUUAAAUCUAAGGGAGAAGCUUCAGCUACUCAAUGCUCGUGCAAGUAAGCCAGAAGAUGACCGACCCAUAGAGACAUCAAGGAAUGUUGAAAGUAGUCCAAGUACUAUGACAAAGCCCACAGACCUUUCAAGGCUGGCUUCAAGGUCAGCUGAUGACAGCACAGAGAAGAACAGACAGCUGAGACAUCUGUCCUUACCAGGAAUUUCCAGCAUAGAAGACCUUCAGGAUUUGUUUGACAAAGCACCUGAAGAUGCUGAUGGGAAACUCUCAUUUGAAGACCUUCAGAAGCUGCUGGGCUCUGCAGCCCAAGACUCACAGAUCUUUAAGAAAUUUGACACAGAUGGUGAUGAGAAAUACUCAUUAGAAGAACUGAGAUUAGCUUUGGGUGUAUAGGAUAGAGGUUUAGAAACGUGAUAUCGAGGAGUGCUACUGUAGCUAAAGGAAACUACGGGACGUGAAAAAACACACUGCACUUUCCCAGUCUUUUCUUGACCUUCGGGGUAUACACAUAGACACUUAUUUUGUUUGCAUUAACUGAAAAGAAACUUAAAGGUUUAGAUGUCAAUAUGGCAUAAUAUUGGGAUUGUGUUACAAUCCAGAAGAUUCCCACACUCGUUUAGAAGCACCUGCUGGUCAUUCUUUUUUCUUUGAGGGAGUUCUUGUUUUUAAUUUAAAAAUGUGUACAUACCAAAAUAAAACGAUGGUUUUAUAUUUCACUGCAAUUUGCCUUAAAUUAGAGAGCUGCACUUUACGUAAAGCAGGAAGAAAUCUGUCUUGUAAAGACGGGCUUUUUCUGCUUGUAAAUAUCUGAAAUAGCUUAAAUUAUGCAUAUUUAAGGAGAAGUGUCAGGGGUUGUGCUGGCUGUGAACUGAUUAUAAUGAGAGACUCGAGCCUAAAAGGAGUGGUUGAGAGCUUCUAGUUUUAACUAAAUAUAUCCAUGGUUGAGAUUGGAGUUAGGCAGAGGAAGAAAGGAGAGAGGAACCAUGCACAUCUAUAGCAGGACUUACUUUCAGAGGGAAGAGUUGAAUGUGUUUUUUAUAUCAUGAGCCUACAAGAGCAAUUACCUACCAAGUGCUUGGGUUUUCACUUCAGCAUUCUCUUAGCUUUGCUGUAUUGCAUCCAGAUUACGUUUUCGAAGGUGAGCCUAUCUGGUGUGGAAAAGAAAAAAGCUACUGAAGAACUUUAUCAGAUACUGAAGAGGUAAAAGCCUUCAAUGCAGCCUGCUGAGCAGCAGCCGAAUAGCUCUAACCCUGCUCUCUGUGCAGGUAGACGUGCACUGAGUCACGCUGACUGAUUACUGUGAUCAGGCCGUGUGAUCAGGUUUGCUGAUGCUGCUGGCUUCUUCCACCCACUGUUGUUGAGGUCACUGAUGAAGUGCCAAGUUAAGCUCCUUGUCAGUAGAAUUGUGAGCAGGUGGGGAAGGCUGAUUUGGUUUUGUUGGUGUUUUUUUUCCUGGUUAACAAGCAUGUGAUUGCUUCUUGGUACUUUAACCUUUGUCUUCUCCUCAACAGAAGGAUAUAAAAGGUAGGGCAGGCGGUUGCAUCAGCAGUCUCUACUGACAGGUGCUUUGUGAGCAAGGCUUCCUUGGUACAGGGGCACUUCAAGUUGUGUUUAUGCUGGUGGAUCUAAACACCGAGCAUGUUUGCAAUCUAUGUUAUCUUACAGGCCAGAUCGGGGCCAAAUGAGAUGAUUCUGCUCACAAUAUCACUAAUCCUGUUGGGAAUUUGGUUUUUGUUUUGCAUGAUUAGUGAAUUGAAUGUAGCCACCUCACCGAAACAUCAGUUUAUGUGGAAGUCGGUUCAUAGCUGUUGAAUGUUAUGUAACUUCGGGCUGGAUGUUUAUAGUUGUGUAACUGUAUUCUGGAAGUAUGUAUCAGUGGAGGAAUGUGCACAUUGAAACCCUUUAACCUGUUGCCUGGGCUUCUCUCACUGUUGCUCUUCUCUCCUAUCUGGGUAACGCAGACAUGACCCAGUAAGGAGAUGCUUUUUGAUGUGACAUUUUAAAGCUCAGUGUUUCAGAACAAACCCAACUCAACCUUGGCUUUAAGAGGCUGAGAAGCCAAUACUCGCUUCUUGCUGCUUCCUGCACCCCUUUUAUACACUUCCGUACAAUUCCUUAACCAAAUAAUAAUAAUAAUAAUAAAAACCCUAGCAAUAAAAUGUAUACCCAUUCUGGUAUUUUAUUUGUACAUACUGUAUCAUAGCCAUAUUGCCAGAGUUUGCAAAAUAUUUUUGGAAGUAUAAUUUGUACGAGAUUUACCUUAAAAUUUAAGGGAAUUAUUGUAUUGCCACGUGUGAACCUACUGCUGGUUUUUGUUACCGUAUGCUGCACUUUCUCGGAGGCUUUUCAGCAGCAGUUGUGAAGUUGUAGAGCUUGUUGAGAUGGCAGUGUGCUCUGUGUGCAGCCAAGGAGCUCUGUUUGGUGCUGCUUAACACGCAUGUCCAGAGUACGGCUGAUUGCUGUUAUUGCUGCUGUGUAGGAUGGACUUGUGCAUUGAGUUUAACCAGAUAUGACCAUGUCAGAGUGCAGUGGUAGCUUCUAUUCAGCCUAGACUUGCUGUUUGCAGCCUUAUAACACUGCUGUGAUCUGUUGUGUGCUCAAGGCAGAGGACUUAAGUGCGGGAUGGUGAAGCAAGGUGACCCUAUGUUUAUAUGGAGGCUCACAUUGGGGUGCACCGUGCUGGUAAUGGGGUACAGCUGUGCCCAGGCUGCAAUGGGAGCACGGUGCCACUGCUACAAUCUGAUGCUGGGCGUCAUUUCCACCUCGUGUUGUUGCUAUAUUAUUUUAUGGUGACACCUUCAUAGGGACCGCUUUGUAUUUUCAGUUUACCGAAGGCUCACUGCUGCGCUGCACUUUGUGUUUCAAUAACAUAUGAAGGCUUCCCAUGUCCGUGCGAAGCUGGCUUUGUACCACCAAAACACCACACGGCUUUUCUCAUGUAACUUUAUCUCAAUAAAAGCUCAUUCGUA